CCGCGAUAGUGCUCACGGCGAGCGCACGCAGCAUGGCCUUGCACCUGGGCGGGCUGAGCGCAGGCCUCUGGGGCCGCGCGGCGCGGGCUGGCUGCGGAGAGCUGCGCGCCUGGUCCGGGCGCUGCGCAGCUGCACGCCGCUGCCGGGCGCCUGGCACGGCCCGCCCCGAGCACAGCCGCGGGCUGGGGCACGGAGCCGCGGCUCGAGGCGGCCCCCGGCUGGGCAGCGGGCUGGCCGCGGCGCUGGCGGGCUUGGCGGGGCUGGCAGCCGCCGCCUUGGGGCACGUGCGGCGGGCAGAGAUGGUGCCCAAGAGCUCGGCGCGGAGUCCCCCAGCGGCCCGGGAGGAGGAGGAGGAGGACGAGCUGAGCCGCCGCUGCAGCUGCUUCAUGACCCCGCCGGUGACGGACCUGCGCGAGCUGCGGCGGAGGCCGGGCGACAUCAAGACCAGGAUGGAGCUGCUGAUCCUGGAGACCCAGGCCCAGGUGUGCCAGGCGCUGUCCCAGGUGGACGGGGACGCGCGCUUCUCUGUGGACCGCUGGGAGAGGAAGGAAGGAGGUGGUGGUGUCAGCUGUGUGCUCCAGGAUGGACGCGUUUUUGAAAAGGCUGGGGUGAACGUCUCUGUUGUUCAUGGGAAUCUUUCGGAAGAAGCAGCUAAACAGAUGAGAAGCAGAGGAAAAGCUCUGAAGGCUAAAGAUGGUAAAUUGCCAUUUUCUGCAAUGGGUGUGAGCUCUGUGAUCCAUCCCAAGAAUCCUCAUGCUCCCACUAUGCAUUUCAACUACAGAUAUUUUGAAGUAGAAGAUGUUGAUGGUAACAAGCAUUGGUGGUUUGGUGGUGGAUGUGACCUCACACCAACCUACUUGAAUCAAGAAGAUGCUGUCCAUUUUCACCGAACUCUAAAGGAGGCUUGUGACCCACAUGGUCCAGAUCUCUACCCCAAAUUUAAAAAAUGGUGUGAUGACUACUUUUUUAUUACCCAUCGUGGUGAGCGGAGGGGCAUCGGUGGCAUCUUUUUCGAUGACCUAGACUCUCCAUCCAAGGAGGAGGUGUUCCGCUUUGUGCAGAGCUGCGCCCAGGCUGUGGUUCCUUCUUAUAUUCCCCUUGUAAAAAAGCACUGUGAAGACUCAUUCACGCCUCAGGAGAAGCUGUGGCAGCAGCUCAGACGAGGACGAUACGUAGAAUUUAAUCUGGUGUAUGAUCGAGGAACAAAGUUUGGCCUCUUCACUCCAGGUUCCAGGAUUGAAAGCAUCCUGAUGUCUUUACCUCUGACUGCCAGAUGGGAAUACAUGCACUCACCCUCCGAGAAUUCCAAAGAAGCUGAAAUUCUGGAAGUUCUACGCCAUCCGAGGGACUGGGUGCAUUGACAAGUGCAGGCCAAGUGGCUGGCUGUGUGGGGUGCGUAGGACGCAGGCGUGUGCCCUCCUCCUUGGGCAGGCCCUGCUGCUGCUGUGUGGCUGCUAGUUCUCUGUGCCUUAGUGCUCUGGCCUUGUCCUCUGGUCUCCUUUGUCCUUUGCUAAGAUGUUUUGGAUGCUUUCAGUGAUGUCUCGUGGGCCGGCAGAUUUUUAAAAUCAGUUAAUGUAGAACUCAUAUUUUAGAAUAAUUUCAUAGAACCAGUUUACAGAAUUUGACAUUGAGUUUACAAGUUAUUAACAUAAGGGAAUAUAAAGGCUGUAAUAUAUACUGAGAAACUCAUCUCACUUUUUUAAAGUUUUGGUUUUGGUUACACAAAUCUGUUAUCCGUUGUGAGAUAUGUUUUAUUUUUAUUAAUGCAGCAAAGUUGAGAUUUCUUGGCGAUUUUAGAAAGCAAUUUGAGGGUAAAAUUUUUACUUUUUCAUUAUUAAUGUGAUAUAAUAAUUUUUAUAAUGAUAGGUAUUUUGGAACCUUUUUUUUUU
Octodon degus (degu) is the source of this 1889-nucleotide messenger RNA. RefSeq names its product coproporphyrinogen oxidase (gene Cpox). Lineage: Eukaryota; Metazoa; Chordata; Mammalia; Rodentia; Octodontidae. The transcript has 7 exons. Gene Ontology annotation, molecular function: coproporphyrinogen oxidase activity. The record is from RefSeq and is a predicted model, not a curated record. Bases 33 to 1361 code for a protein of 442 amino acids. Gene Ontology annotation, cellular component: mitochondrial intermembrane space; cytoplasm.